Oncorhynchus mykiss (rainbow trout) is the source of this 2454-nucleotide messenger RNA. RefSeq names its product cbp/p300-interacting transactivator 2. Gene Ontology annotation, cellular component: nucleus. Lineage: Eukaryota; Metazoa; Chordata; Actinopteri; Salmoniformes; Salmonidae. The record is from RefSeq and is a predicted model, not a curated record. Gene Ontology annotation, molecular function: transcription coactivator activity. Gene Ontology annotation, biological process: regulation of DNA-templated transcription.
UUGAAACAGUUUUGUAUUUUUUUGAGCUGAGUUUGAAAGUACACCAUCUUGAUUUCCAGAAUGCACACCAUUCACUGAGUUGUGAUUGCAAAAACUGGACUGAUACAGUCACUCGCCUUGUGCUGACAGCGGAGCCAUAUCAAAGGGAUCCCGUCAAAGAGCUUGGGGAAUGGUAGACCGCAUGAUGGCAAUGAACCAUGGACGAUUCCCUGAAGCUGUGAAUGGUCUCCACCAUCACCACCCAGCGCGCAGAAUGGGCAUGGGGCAGUUCUCGAACCCACUACACCAUCAGCAACAACAGCAGCAGCAUGGCUACACUACUGGUAUAAUGGGAGAUAAUUUGCACUACGGAGGGGGCAAUGUAACAGCUAACCACGGAAUUCGGCAUUCUGUGGGGAAUGUAAACGCUGGACACCCAAACGGCAACAUGCCUCCCGGAGCGCGCUACAGCUCUCAAUUUGUGGGACCUGCCGCCGCCGUCCCCACUCAAGGACAGCUCGCGGCAAGUAUGCAGUUACAAAAGCUCAACACGCAGUACUACAGCCACCAUACUCACCCCUCUCACCAUCAUUAUAUGCAUGAUUUGCAUCCUGCGAAUCAUCAACUUAACGGGACGGGACAACAGUUCAGAGACAGCAACGCGAAACACAGCACGUCCAGUUUGCCUCAACAAGCGCAUCAUGUGCCUGCAGCAAUACUGCCCCCCAACGUCAUUGACACGGAUUUUAUUGAUGAGGAGGUCUUGAUGUCUCUGGUCAUUGAGAUGGGGCUGGACCGAAUAAAGGAGCUACCUGAGCUGUGGUUAGGACAGAACGAGUUUGAUUUCAUGACAGACUUUGUAUGUAAGCAACAGCCAAGCCGAGUGAGUUGUUAAAUCUCACUAAGUGGACUUAUACAGUCAUCUACUCAAACAUACUUUAAAGCAUUCCUUGUUGUCCCCUAAACUCGAACAUUGAGAGAGAAGAUCUGCAAUAUACCAAUGGAGAACCAUUCAAACGUACUAUACCAGAUGAUAUAUUCCUCAAAUAUUUUGGGGUAAUAGACUUAUACUGCAGAUAUAAUGGACAUGAGUUUGUUUGAUGUAGGAAUGCACUACAAUCUCAAUUGAAUCUUUGUCAGAAAGGCAAAUCUUUACAUCCAUGCUAUGCAUCAUUACUUCAAGCUAGAAUCCUUAGUUGAUACAUCAAUUUUUGGAGAAAUUAACUAAGAAAUGUUAUAUAUAUAUAUAUAUAUAUAUAUACCCAUUGAUUCUUGAAGAAUAUAACUUAGAAAUGCCUCAUGAGCUUAGUUCAACUGUGAUACCCCAUCACCCAAAGGAAAAAUAUAAGCCCUUUUUUGUUAGCAAUGUUAAUAUAAACAAACACUGUAUAGCCUCAACAUGGUUAACUAUCAUUUUGAUAUAAUGUGUGGUCAGUCCUUGCACCAAUAGCUAUGUCUAUGAAUUUCAGAGUGGUUAUUUUGGCCCAUUCCUCAGCUUUUAAAAAAAAAAAAAAACAGUGGGGAUGCCCACUUUGUUAUUGUUUCAAUUAAGGAUUCUAGCUUUAGUUGGACAACAGAACAUGUGAAAUCAAGAAAACCUUUUAGAUGAGUAGAGUGUGUCUGCUUAUUUGAAUAGGCCUAGUUCUGGAGGAAAAUAGAGCCGUACAAUAGCGUGCUUGGUAUAUUUAUUUUCCUGCCUCGUUCAAACAUUUUGGAUGACAGAAAAUGUUGAAUAAUUAUGAAUUGCAAAUGAACCAUAUUCAAAAUGCUCGAAGUGGUUAAGAAACAUGCUUGUAGACAAGUACUGUGUAAUUGUUCCCUACAAUACUAUACUGUACAAUGUUGUGGCCAUAUACUUACCAGAUAUCUGUGCUUUAAAAUGAUUUGUCUAUCAUGGAGGAAAACUGAAACUUGUGCUUGUUUUUUUUUUAUUUCCUCAUCUGCUGCAAAUGUAUUUUUAACAUUGCUUGUAUCACAGCCAGGAUGCACUGUGAGUUAACAUGGUUUUCUUUGAUAUUGUAAAGGUUAAUGGUAGGAAUGGAAAUGUCUUUACAGAGAUGUGGAUCCUUCAAUAACAGAGGGGGUGAUGUGUGGGUAUUUUCCACAUGCUUAAAUGGGAACAAUGUCUGUUUAGAAAGAGAGAAAAAAAAAUGAGUCUUUGGAAAAGGGAUACUCCUUCGCUUAAAUAUCCAACCCCUCCCCCCUGCUCUUUCAUGUGUGGACAAUAAACAGUGUGGAAUGUUGUCAAGGUAAAGAGUAUAAUUUCACAGGACGUCUUGUUUCUCAUCAGUCCUCAGAAUUGACACCACUGUGCUUAUUUAGUGUAUGCGAUGCAAGGCAAUACUACUGUGUUGAAGCUUUCCAGGAAAGUUUGACAGUAUUUUUGUACAUUUUUUUUUUUUUUUUAGAAGAAGAAGAAAAUUGUUAAUUUAUUCUAUUUUAAUUUGCAAACAUGAAUAAAGCAGCUGAAGUGCA